Messenger RNA from Besnoitia besnoiti, 603 nucleotides. RefSeq lists its product as uncharacterized. The transcript has a single exon. Bases 1 to 603 code for a protein of 200 amino acids. Lineage: Eukaryota; Apicomplexa; Conoidasida; Eucoccidiorida; Sarcocystidae. The record is from RefSeq and is a predicted model, not a curated record.
AUGGGACCGUCUCGGCGACCAGCUGCAUCCCCCGCCGUCGCGGAGCUCGCCUUGCUUCUCUUGACUUUGUCUCUCUCGGGGUCAGUCCUUGCGUGCAAAGGGCCUCACCAUCACCAUGAUGAGUUUGAAUCCGUAAGAAGUCUCGACCGCAGACGGCUGGAGCCCGUCGCGUCGAUUGGCGAAACCGAGGUGAUCGCGUCCCCCGACACUGCGAGUCUUCUUGAAGAGGCCCCAUUUCAGCGUCGCGAGGCCUCCAGGGAGGACACGCGCGAAGAGAGUCGUGAAGGAGUGGACCCCCGCCCGGGCAAGAUGGAUAUGCUUUUCCUCGCUGCGAUGGUCGACGCGAGAGCACCGGGUGGAGAGGAAGUCGCUGGCACAGUCAACAUCAUAAGGCAGUCUCCACGUCGGGAUCCUGCAGGGGUCCAGCAGGUGUCCCGCACUCCGUCGUCCGUGCAGGAGAGGACUCGCCUUGAAGAGCAGGCGAAGUCGUCUUCACAGUCAGAUUCACAGACUCAGGUGUCGCCUGAGGCCGGCCUUGAGGCAGACUCUCCCCAGCGUCCUGAGCGUCCUUCUGUUCUGGAGUUGGACGUCCGCGGGGGGUAG